AUGGCUCAAUCAUGGGAACAGUUAGGAGAAUUCGCUUCCGUGGCGCAGCUCACAGGCGUAGACGCCGUGAAACUGAUCGGAAUGAUAGUAACCGCCGCGAACACUGCUCGGAUGCACAAGAGAAACUGUCGUCAGUUCGCUCAGCAUCUUAAACUCAUCGGGAAUCUACUCCAACAGCUUAAAAUCUCUGAGAUGAAGAAGACUUGUCCUGAGAUUCUUGCUCCCCUCGAAGGGCUUGAAGAUGCUCUUAGAAGAUCUUACGUUCUCGUCAAUAGUUGUCAAGAUCGGAGUUAUCUCUACUUGUUAGCUAUGGGAUGGAACAUUGUUCACCAGUUUCGUAAAGCUCAGAACGAGAUCGAUCGUUAUCUCAAGAUCAUUCCUCUCAUCACUUUAGUGGACAACGUUCGAAUAAAGGAGAGGCUUGAGGUUAUUGACAGUGAUCAACGUGAGUAUACUCUUGAUGAAGAAGAUAGGAAAGUGCAAGAUGUUAUUUUGAUGCAAGAAUCUACUAGAGAAGCUGCUAAGUCGAUUCUGAAGAAGACGCUCUCUCGUUCUUACCCGGAGAUGGGUUUCUGUGAAGCGCUUAGAACGGAGAAUGGGAAGCUGCAAGUUGAGCUCCAGCGUUCUCGGGCGCGUUAUGAUGAGGACCAGUGUGAAGUCAUUCAGCGUUUGAUUGAUGUUACAGAAGAAACUGCUGCUGAUGUUGAUGUUGAUCAUGAUCAUGUAAAGGAUUUGUCUAAGAAAGAUGAUUCAAAGAAAAUUAGUACUCGGUCAGCUUCGAGAUCAACAUCUUCUGUUUCAUCACAAGACCAUGAAGAAUGGCACAGUGACUUGUUAGAUUGUUGCUCAGAGCCUUCUCUAUGCUUGAAGACAUUGUUUUUUCCAUGUGGUGCAUUGGCAAAGAUUUCUUCUGUCGCAAAUAAUAGACAAAUCUCUUCAACUGAAGCUUGUAAUGAGCUAAUGAUGUAUUCUUUGAUACUCUCAUGCUUCUGCUAUACUUGUUGCAUAAGGAAGAAGCUUCGCAAGACUUUGAAUAUUACGGGAGGGUCCAUUGAUGACUUUUUGUCGCAUCUAAUGUGUUGUUGUUGUGCCCUUGUUCAAGAACUGAGAGAAGUCGAGAUUCGGGGAGCUUCUUAUGAGAAGAAGAAGAAAAUGACUCCACCAACACCCCAGUUCAUGGAAGAAUAA
Messenger RNA from Microthlaspi erraticum, 1188 nucleotides. The record is from the annotation of a GenBank genome assembly. Lineage: Eukaryota; Viridiplantae; Streptophyta; Magnoliopsida; Brassicales; Brassicaceae.